CAGGGGCGGAGCUAUGGGUGCCCGGAAAAGAACUGGACAAACCUGAUUAAGUGUGGCCAUUCACAAACAGCAGCACUACGUGGGACUAAAACAAAACUAAAUUAGCUUUUUUUUUACAAAUGUUUUUAAAUUUAUUCCCGCUGGUCAUCAUUGUGAACUGGCUUGCGUUUGUUGUGAUUGUUCAAACAGACAUCGUGAUGCCUGCAAUCCACUCACUGGAGUAUUUCGUCACAGUUUCAACUGGAAUUGCCAACUUACCAGACCAUGUGGAUGUCGUUCAUGUCGACAACGUUGCCGUGAUGUACUAUGACAGCAAGAGCAAGAUACUGGAGCCCAGAACUGACUGGAUGAGAGAAGCCAAAGCAGAGGAUGCAAACUUUUGGGAAAGGCAGAGAAACGUCGCCAUGGUUUUUGAGGGUUUCUUCAGAUCUUUUCUGGAAACCGCGAGAAGGGCUUUCAACCAAUCUGAAGGUGUCCACUUUGGGCAGGCGACGUUUGGCUGCAAAUGGGAUGACCAGACCGAUGCUGUCGAUGCUUGGGAAAAGAUGAAAUAUGAAGAUGAGCACGUCCUGUUGUUGGACAUGAAUACAUUCGCGUGGUCCAUAGAGGGCCCGCAGGCUCUUGCCAUCAAACACAAGUUUGACUUGAACGAGAUUGAAAGAGACCUCCGGCAGUAUUACUACUCGGAGCUUUGUCCUUCUUUUUUGAAGAAGCUGGUGUACUACGGGCGGAGCAUCCUCAUGAGAACAGAGCUUCCCAAGGUGUCUCUUCUUCAGAAGACGCCGAACUCUCCGGUCACCUGCCACGCGACAGGUUUCUACCCGGACGUGGCCGACCUGUUCUGGAGGAAAGAGGGUGAGCAGCUCCACGAGGACGUGGAUCAUGGCCAAAUUCUGCCCAACCACGACGGGACCUUCCAGAUGAUGGUCAAUCUGAAAGUGAAUGUGACGGAUGAGGUGGAGGGCCAGUACGAGUGCGUGUUUCAGCUGGCUGGUAUCAAGGGCGAAAUUGUCAUCAAGCUGGAGAGAGGAAACAUCCUGAGCAACGCACGCAUUGAAGAAGAAGAAAAGCCAGUCCAGUUAGUUGAUUAGCGUGUCCCGAUUAGACACUUAGUGCUGAGCAUUAAGAAUGCUGAUCAUUUUUCAUGUUGGCUCUCGGGCAAGACACACAGAGCCACACUUGCGUCGAGCGCACUUAGCCGCUGGAGGCGGCAGCUUCCUUCCGACCGUCUCCGCCACUUUACACUUGCCUGCGAGAAAUAGGACACGGCUGAGGGGCUUUUACCAUCUCUCAGAUAUUGAAAUAGAACCUUCCGAAGAGAGAUGGCCGCUUUGGAGGUGCAGGGAGGAAGGAAGAAGGAGUGUGCUGCUUCGUUUUUGCACAUAAAAGGAUUUGUCUUGCCAAAGCAAGAAGCGGGUGGAUGAAGGUGUCGCGCAGCGGCCGCUGGAAACAUUGCUCAGUUGGGCUGCAAAGGAAAUGGAAAUAUUUGCAUGACACCUUCUUCUGCCAUGCCUGCUUUCACAUACGUGACCCCCCACCCCCCAAAAAAAUGUAAAGAAAUGGUCAUUUCAUUUGAUGUUUUUUUUUUCACGUAUUCAAAGUACAUCAUGUAAAAUGGACAUGAUUGCAUUUAUCACUUGGGAUUUGAGAUCAGCACAGCCUUUGAGUUGAAGAUGAAGAUGAGGGACCGAUUCUCGGCUUGUCGAGGGGAGAUCAAUGCCGACGCACAAGUCGGACGGGUUCGGCAUCUGACACCUAAAAGGACU
Hippocampus zosterae (dwarf seahorse) is the source of this 1766-nucleotide messenger RNA. Its product is annotated as major histocompatibility complex class I-related gene protein-like. Bases 120 to 1091 code for a protein of 323 amino acids. Gene Ontology annotation, biological process: immune response. NCBI's taxonomy places the organism in Eukaryota, Metazoa, Chordata, Actinopteri, Syngnathiformes, Syngnathidae. The record is from RefSeq and is a predicted model, not a curated record. Gene Ontology annotation, cellular component: external side of plasma membrane. The transcript is spliced from 5 exons.